This is a messenger RNA of Rhipicephalus sanguineus (brown dog tick), 566 nucleotides long. RefSeq names its product NADH dehydrogenase [ubiquinone] 1 beta subcomplex subunit 9 (gene ND-B22). The transcript has 4 exons. Gene Ontology annotation, biological process: mitochondrial electron transport, NADH to ubiquinone. NCBI's taxonomy places the organism in Eukaryota, Metazoa, Arthropoda, Arachnida, Ixodida, Ixodidae. The record is from RefSeq and is a predicted model, not a curated record. Bases 79 to 513 code for a protein of 144 amino acids.
UUUUAGGCACUCAAAUCCGAAUCAAUCCAACUUGAGCUGAAAAGUUGCUCGCGUUGGGGAGCCCUUGGUGUGACCGCUAUGUCUUACUUGGUCACGAAAACUGUUUCACAUAAGUUUCAAGUGUGCAGCCUUUAUAAGAGAGCCCUCAGAGCGGUAGAAGCAUGGGCCGUUGAGCGAGACGAAUUCAGGAUGGAUGCGGUGAGAUUGCGCCAGCGGUUUGAGACUUACCGUCAUAUCAAAGACCUGAGAAUUGCCAAGGAGAUACUCGAGAAAGGAGAAGAGGAACUGUUUCAGUAUGAGCACCCUUAUCCGUUGCACUAUGCUUUGGCCCCACAAGGUGUUGCUUACGGACGAGAGCAGCCUUCACCGGACUGGGUCCUUGACUACUGGCACCCCCUUGAAAAGGCCCAGUUUCCAGAAUACUUUGCAAAAAGAGAGCUGAGGAAGAAGGAGUAUGUUGAAAACUGGGAGAAGAAGUACGGGAAGCCAGUGGCGGACACUGCUCACCACUGAGCAGUCACUCGGGACAUAUAGUGCAGUCUGAGUAAUAAAUUGUAUGGUCAAUA